AUGUUACGAACUCACGAACAAGGUCUAGGUCAUAUGGGAAAAAAUUAUGCUCUUACUUUUGGAAAACUAGCCAUUAUCUUAGUCAUAUCAGGUCCAGAUACUACAAAUGUAACGACACUAGUGGCUAAUAUAUUUGCUGAUGGAAUAUCUAUGAUUAUUCCCACUAGCCAAAUAUCAAUAUCUGUAAUUGAAACAGGUGCCUAUCAAGAAGCAGACAUCCUUAGAAUAUCCAAGCAUUGCAUUGAAUGGAAUAUAAUAGUAAAAAAUGUAGAUGAAUUAUCUAAAAGAAUCAAUCAAGCUUUUGUGAUUGCUAUUUCAGAAAGACCAGCUCCUGUCCCUAUAAGUUUUUUUAAAAAUAUCACUACUAUAAUUUCAAGAAAACCAAUCCUUUUGAAAUAUACUAUUCCUAAAAAUUUAGAUAAUCAUCUUCUCAGUAUAUUUUAUCAAAAGACAUUAACAAAAAUGUAA
Messenger RNA from Arxiozyma heterogenica, 468 nucleotides. RefSeq lists its product as uncharacterized. Gene Ontology annotation, cellular component: mitochondrion; acetolactate synthase complex. Gene Ontology annotation, biological process: L-valine biosynthetic process. Bases 1 to 468 code for a protein of 155 amino acids. The transcript has a single exon. Lineage: Eukaryota; Fungi; Ascomycota; Saccharomycetes; Saccharomycetales; Saccharomycetaceae. Gene Ontology annotation, molecular function: thiamine pyrophosphate binding; flavin adenine dinucleotide binding; acetolactate synthase activity. The record is from RefSeq and is a predicted model, not a curated record.